Molecule: messenger RNA, 1096 nt
Organism: Andrographis paniculata
Lineage: Eukaryota; Viridiplantae; Streptophyta; Magnoliopsida; Lamiales; Acanthaceae
Exons: 2
Coding region: 250-1017 (255 amino acids)
Source: RefSeq, a predicted model, not a curated record
UGAGAUAUAUCGAUGAGACCAGGUGAAGUAAGAGAGACAAACAGACAGGAGAGAGAUCGAGAGAGAGAGAGAGAGAGAGGAGCGGCGGGGAUAUAACAUAAUUAAUUAAUUAAUUGAAUUGUUAUUUAUAUGAGAUAGGUGGUGGUGUGCAGAUCGAUCGAUCGUCAAGGAAGUUGGUAGAUAGAGAGAGAGAGUAUAUAUCUCAUAUACAUACAUAUAGAUACAUAUAUAUAUAUAUAUCGGAUCUGGAUGAUGGAAUGGAAGAAAUGCUAUCUGGACGUGAUACUGGUGCCGUUGGGGUUCAUACUGUGCAUGGCCUACCAUGCAUGGCUUUGGCAUGCUGUCCGAACCCGACCCCUCUCCACCAUCAUCGGCACCAACUCCCGCGCUCGUCGUUUCUGGGUUGCCGCCAUUGUCAAGGACAAUGAGAAGAAGAACAUCCUGGCCGUCCAAACCCUGCGGAACACGAUCAUGGGGUCGACGCUGAUGGCGACGACGUCGAUCCUUCUCUGCUCGGGGCUGGCGGCGGUGAUCAGCAGCACCUACAGCGUCAAGAAGCCCCUAAACGACGCCGUUUACGGCGCCCACGGCGAGUUCAUGGUGGCUCUCAAGUACGUCACCCUCCUCCUCGUCUUCCUCUUCUCCUUCUUCUGCCAUUCCCUCUCCAUCCGCUUCAUCAACCAGGUCAAUUUCCUCAUCAACUGCCCCGCCGACGACGUCUCGCCGGAAUACGUCGCCGACCUUCUCGAGAGGGGCCUCACGCUCAACGCCGUCGGCAACCGUCUCUUCUACGCCGCCCUGCCAUUGCUGCUCUGGAUUUUCGGCCCCGUCCUCGUUUUCCUCUGCUUCCUCACCAUGGUGCCGGUGCUCUAUAAUUUGGACUUCGUCUGCGGCGGCUCCGCCGCGAAGAUGAACGGGAAAUUGGGCGGCGCGGAGAGUGGAAAUGUGAAUAAUAAUAAUAAUAAUAAUAAUAAUAACAACAGUAAGAAUGAGUGCCCUGACUGUGAAGCAGUGUAGAAAUUAAAUUAAAUCCUUAAUUAUAAUGCUCGUCUUCUUAAUUUCAUUAACUUUUUUCUACCAACAAAUAUUUGAAUUU